Meleagris gallopavo (turkey) is the source of this 3153-nucleotide messenger RNA. It is a transcript of the gene FKBP14, whose product is annotated as FKBP prolyl isomerase 14. Gene Ontology annotation, molecular function: calcium ion binding; peptidyl-prolyl cis-trans isomerase activity. The record is from RefSeq and is a predicted model, not a curated record. Lineage: Eukaryota; Metazoa; Chordata; Aves; Galliformes; Phasianidae.
UGCUGCCAGCAGUUGGCGGGCCAUGGUGGGCUCGCGGCGCUGAGACGGGCGCUGGGUCCAGCGGCGAGGCGGAAUGGCGGCGCUGCGGGCCGCCCUGCUGGGCGUCCUGCUGGGUUGCGCGGCCGCGGCCCUCAUCCCCGCGGCCGACGUGAAGGUGGAGGUGCUGCAGAAGCCGUUCCUGUGCCACCGGAGGACCAAGUGGGGGGACAUGAUGCUGGUGCACUACGAGGGCUUCCUGCAGAGCGACGGCUCCAUGUUCCACUCCACUCACAAACAUAACAAUGGGCAACCUAUGUGGUUUACACUUGGCAUAAGAGAAGCCAUCAAAGGCUGGGACAAAGGUUUGAAGGACAUGUGUGUGGGAGAGAAGCGGAAGCUAACUAUUCCACCAGCCCUUGCUUAUGGAAAGGAAGGGAAAGGAAAAAUUCCACCUGAGAGCACACUGAUCUUCAAUAUUGACCUUCUAGAAAUUAGGAAUGGACCCAGGUCUCAUGAGUCGUUUCAAGAGAUGGAUCUUAAUGAUGACUGGAAGCUGUCCAAGCAAGAGGUGAAAAUUUACCUGAAGAAAGAAUUUGAGAAGCAUGGAGCAGUGGUAAAUGACACCCAGCAUGAUGCUUUGGUUGAAGACAUAUUUGAUAAAGAAGAUGAAGACAGUGAUGGGUUUAUAUCUGCAAGGGAAUUCACAUACAAGCAUGAUGAGCUGUAGAAAAAGGAUGACAUAAUUUUUUUGACACAAAUGACAAUGACUUAGACUGUCUGGUUCUCUUGUCGUCUUGACUCUGUGUGUUGGAGUUGACAGCUGCCACUGGCGGAAGAGAAACGAUAAAACAAACCCACACUUUUUUAUAUUAAAAGAGAAUUUCUGUUCUUUAUGUAAAAAAAAAAAAAUAUUUUAAACUAUUUGUAAGUUUGAAAUUGUACUUACUGUUGUGCAACGAAGACUUGCACAUUUUGUGUUUUUUAAUUUUGUAUUAACUUAUUUUUUCAGAAAUGAAACAAGGUUUCCAGGUAUCAAACAUCUUGGAAAAUCAAAAUCCGGUACAGUGCCUUUCUGAGCUUCAUUUCUUCAGAUCAUAUUCAGUGACUUUUACAUAUGACUUUUAGUCUCACUUAAUCAGUUAUUUGACCUUCUUUCUUAUAUGUUGCUGCUUGUAAAGCAGCGAGCUGGCAUUGCUUGCUUUCUGCAGAUUUUGAAAAGUUAUACGAGAAAGCAUCAACACCUUGUAAGACAGCUGAGAAAGUGAUACAAAGCUGAAUGAGAAGAAUGGCUGUCCUAUGCUGAUUCUGAUUUUCUGAAGGGAGAAUACCAAAACUGUUUGCAUCACUAAAGAAAAAAAAAACAGAAAAGUUGGAGUUAAAUACCAGACCUUCUCAUUUUCAUAUUAGCAGUGUUCUAGAAGAUAAUGUACUGUUUUCCAAAUAGCAGUUUUGUUGUUCUGCAGAGGCAGUGUCCUUCACUUCCUUACAUGCAUUGUUUUGUGAAGAAAUUACAUUUUCUUCACCUCAGGUGUUGAGAGACAGCUAAAGAAAAAAUUUAGCAAUUUUUUUUUCCCCAUUUUCAGAAAGGAGGGAGCAUGCUAACAUGCAGGUCAGUAUGACCUGAAGAACACUUUGUGUUGCUUGCCAGCUUUGCUACUGCCUGAAUUGUAGAAUUUGUCUUGUUUUUUACACCUUUGCUGUAUUUUCACCGGUAGCACAAAAGUUAUCUGAGUCUUAAGUAAUAAAGUGACUUUUUUAAAAAAGAAGAAAUGUGAGGUAAACGUUCUGCUGCUGCAUCUUUAUGGGGUGGAGAUGAUGAGGAUUUCAGCACUGUCUUGUGUGUUUGAACCCUCUGUAGAGAGGAAAAAGCUUAGAUUUCAUCCAUGGGCCUGAAUGAGUGGAUGAGGUAUCUCUUAGAAGAAUUUAGCCUUUAUUCUUCCAGCUCUAAAAUGGGUUUUUGAACAGAAUACUUGGAUUUAAAAAUACUGCCAUGGGCUUUGUAGGGACAUGAGGUAAACUGAAUUGUAUAAAAUCAGUACUGCUGCAUUAUCCUAAGGCCAGGGGGAGGGGGGGGAUUGCAUUCAAGAUUCUCAAUUAGCUUGACAAAAAUUUUCUCUGCAAUCUAGCGUUGCAUGUAAGUAUUAGAAGACUGCUUUAUUAUAGACAGUAAGAAUUUCUGUACAGUGAUUGUGCUACAUGAAGAUAUGCAGGGGUGGAGUUUCUGUGUUCCAGCAUUUGGUAUUUUAUGGCAUGUGGCUUACACAAUGUGGAGUUUUUGUUUUAAACAGCUUUUUUCCCCCUCCUUCACAAUGUCUAGUUUUCUUGAACCUAUUUAUUCUUUAGUUCUGUGGCAGUCACAGUAGAAUGGCAUAGGAUGCUACUUCCAGUUGUUCUUAUGCUUGUUGCCUGUCCUGGUUCUUGUGAGGAAAUAAUGAACAAAUCAUCUUACCAGUCAUGAGUUUACGUAAACUUUUUUUUUCCCUUAUUGCUCUAGAAAAUUCGUCUUGCCUGACAUUGUUUGUGUGCUGAGCAUCUUGAUUUCUCCUACGGUCACCAGAGCACUAGGCACUUGAGAGUAAUUCAUCGCAUUUAUAUUGUUCACGUUCUGUUAGGGUAGGUGCCAUAUCAAUUAGAGGUACCUGUCUUUCCCCAUUAACUACAUGGGGAGAAUAGACAAUUCUUGCAUCCAAGGCCAAGAAUGUCUAAUGGGUUAUAAAGUUGACUCUUAAGGCAGUACUGCUUAAGAUUCAGGAUCUGGUUGGUAACAGUCAACCAAACAGAAUUACGAUGUGUAUGCUGCUGGGAAGAGUAGAAUUGAGACUUGGAAUGGGUACGUCAGGCUUUUAGAUCAUGUGCAGAAUUUAGCAUGCUCACUGAACAUCUGGCUGGGAAAUGAAAGCAUAAAAGCAUGAAAUAAAACUUGACCCUGAUUACUGGCCAAAUACUUAAAAUUUGAGCUUUUUUAAUGGAUACCAACCUACCUCUUUGGUGAAGGCCAAAUGUUUUGCUUGUAUUCAGUAGGAGUUUGGAGUCGGUGAAUACUGUGAAAUAUGCAUUAUCUUCUGUUUAGAUUUUUAAAAUAUUUCAUAAAAAUAACUUAUACAUAAAAGUAAACAUAUACUGUAGACAAUUAAUGCCAGCAGAGUAUUAAAGCUGCAAGGCCAAGAUGAUUUA